AUGGGAGAAAACAUUGGUCAUCUUCAUCAAAACCAUGCCGAAAAAGAAGUAGAAGAAGAAGAAGAAGCAUUUUCUCUUCGUGACUUUCCCUUAGAUUCAUAUGCCAAGAACAACCCGGGCCUAACUCGGAGAUCAUCAUCCGAGUCAGCCCCUGAGUUCUUCGAGUUCCUCAGCGAUCUCACCUACGACAUGUGCCCGGCCGACGACAUAAUCUUCUGCGGCAAACUCAUCCCGCUGAACCAACAACAACAAAUUCCCUUCGAAGAAAACAAAAUCAAGAACAACGUUCUACGCAAACGAUCCGAGUCAUUCUCCGAGUUACGCAGCGAAUCUGCAACUCGCUCCGACAGCACCAAAGAGCACACCAAAUGCCUCAGAAACAGCCGUUCGUUGGAUUAUAAAAAGCUCCGCCGUUAUGACAUGGAGAGGAACCCUUCGAAAAGAAGCGCCAGAAAAUCCGACAUCUCGGCGAUGAAAGUUAAUAAGCGGAGGUGGUAUGUUUUGAUGCUCGGAAUGGUUAAGUUUCCGCCGGAAAUGGAGCUUAAGGAUAUCAAAAGCCGGCAAUUCCGUCGGAAUCAAUCGGUUAUGUUUCCGAAGGUGGAAGAUUACGGGAAGAAAGUUUCUGGUGACCGGACCUCCGGCAAGGGCCAAGGUACACCGAGCACAAAUCAGACCCCAAAUUACAAACAGUGCACGUCAUCCAUGUUGAUUUCCAAGUUUGAGCAUGUUACGAGCAUAUUUGGAUGA
Molecule: messenger RNA, 747 nt
Organism: Hibiscus syriacus
Lineage: Eukaryota; Viridiplantae; Streptophyta; Magnoliopsida; Malvales; Malvaceae
Exons: 2
Coding region: 1-747 (248 amino acids)
Source: RefSeq, a predicted model, not a curated record